Molecule: messenger RNA, 1222 nt
Organism: Bradysia coprophila
Lineage: Eukaryota; Metazoa; Arthropoda; Insecta; Diptera; Sciaridae
Product: odorant receptor 94b-like
Biological process (GO): detection of chemical stimulus involved in sensory perception of smell; sensory perception of smell
Cellular component (GO): plasma membrane
Molecular function (GO): olfactory receptor activity; odorant binding
Source: RefSeq, a predicted model, not a curated record
ACCGUGUUCAAUAUCCCGAGAACCGUUUCCUGCGCAACACACUGGACGUACAUAAAAUUGAAGGAUGCAUUCAACUGGAAUUCAUAAAGUGAUCGAUCGAACGAUCUCUGUCUUUCGUCGCAUGGGCUUUUGGCAUGGAGAAGACCGACCUACAGCAAGUCAACUGGGUCUGAAGUCGUUCUAUUUUUGCUAUUACGCUCUAUUUCCGAUUUCAUUCGCGGUUGGAAUUAUAACGAACGAAACAGCAGACGAAAGUAUUUUCUUAGCGGAAGCAGGUAUUAUUGUCGUAGUUUUGGCUGUUAAAGUUUGGAUGUUGCUUUGGAAACAGCAGCAAAUUAUGGGAAUGCUAAAGCGACUGUGUGUCUUCUCAAUACGAACUGAUGAAGCGUUCACAUUUUUCAAUGAAAAAGUUGACACAUUCAUCAAAUUUGUGAUUGUGUUUGCAUGUGCUACUAUUGUCGGCUCGUGUGUGUGUUCUACUUUCCCGUUUAUUGGAAAUACGAAGUCACUGCUCAUGAAAAUUGCGUUUCCAUUGGAUUAUAAAAAUAGUGAAAUUGGCUUUUGGAUGGCUCAUCUUUUUUUCACUACCGAAAAUUUGGUUACCUUGCUGGGGUUAACGUUUUCCGUCUUCAUUUGGUAUUUAUUACUGCAUUGCUCUUUAAGAUAUAAAAUCCUAUGUAUGGAAAUAAGGAACUUGGGAGGAAUCACAGGUGGCGCUUCGCUAAAGAUGACGGAGAAGCAACGACACAUCAUUUUCCAUCAGAGGUUAUUGGCGACGAUUGAAGCUCAUCAACAUCUAAGAGAAAUAAUCGACGAAUUGGAGUCAUUUUUAUCUAAACUUUUUCUAUUACAAUUCGCCACCAGCGCCCUCUGUAUUUGUGGUUCAACUUAUUGCUUAGCAUUCGACGUCAGUGACACCUUUGUGGAACGCGUUAUUCAUAUCUAUGCGUUUUUUUACAACAUUUCUGACCUGUUUAUGAUAACGUACUUCGGCAAUGAGAUUAUGUUGUCAAGUAGUUACCUCAGUUACAGUUUAUUUGAAUGCAAAUGGAUCGAGCAACCGCAUUCGACUAAGAAGUGCAUGAUUUUUUUUGGUGAAUAUUUGAAGCGAUCGCAUGAGAUGCUAAUCGGUAAAUUGUACCCAUUAACUCUGGAAACAUUUACUGAGAUUUUGAAUAUGUCUUACAGCCUGUUCAACAUUUUGAAAAACACUAAACAUUAA